Helobdella robusta is the source of this 1727-nucleotide messenger RNA. RefSeq lists its product as hypothetical. The transcript is spliced from 3 exons. The record is from RefSeq and is a predicted model, not a curated record. Gene Ontology annotation, cellular component: uniplex complex; mitochondrial inner membrane. Gene Ontology annotation, biological process: mitochondrial calcium ion homeostasis; calcium import into the mitochondrion. Lineage: Eukaryota; Metazoa; Annelida; Clitellata; Rhynchobdellida; Glossiphoniidae. The coding region runs from base 225 to 431 and encodes 68 amino acids.
GAGGAUAAAUUUCUACGACCCGUAGAGAUCAAGAUGGCGAACUUUUUAAAAAGUUUUGUAUACCCAGGUAUACAUCAUUGUAAAGGUCUUCAUCUAGCGACCGUUUCGUUUCAGACGGCUUGCUUUUUUUUUCAGUUUUUAACUUUCGUUUGCUGUGUUCAAAUUUUCAACUUUAAAACAAUAUUUUGACGUUGACAGGGAGCAAGUUGUCUGCUCUGGCCUCCAUGGUGAAACCGUCACAACGAUCCAUCGUCUGCACGGAAUCAGGCAGUGUUUUGGAAAAGCCGACUAGGGUUAAAUUUGGAGUGUUAAAAGUGCUCUUGGUGGUCCUUCCAUCCAUUUAUGUUGGGGGCAUUAUGAGCAGAACUGGAGCUCACCUUCUUGAAGAACAUGAUAUUUUUGUACCGGAAAAUGAUGAUGACGACGACUAAAGAAGAGAGAAAGGAAUUUGUACAAAUUUAUCAUAAACUGCAACAACGAAAUUUUUAAUAAAAAAUAAAAAUAAACUUGGUAAAAAAUUAUUUUUCGAAGAAUGAUUUAAUAUGGUUUAAAUUUAAAAUCAUUAUUAUAUUAUAUAUGAAAUGAAGUGCUGUGUGGCCUGCAACAGUUAUUUAGUUAAGAAUGGUAGUUGUUUGUUGUGGUACAGUAGAUUCUAACUAAUUUGCCAGUUUGAGUAGUGUCAGUUUUAUAAUUGUUUCAAUUUAUGUUCACUAAACUAUUAAGAAAAUCUUUUUGUGCUUUUAAUUUUAGUUAGAUAACAGCUGAAAUAAUUAUUUUGUAAUUGUGUGAAUAUUUGUUAACUCCAAGAUAUAAUAUCCAACUAUGAAAUAACUGUAUUGUGCUCUCUUGUGCCAUAAGCCAAUCUUAAACACUAUCUAAAAUUAUUUCAAUUUCAUCAUUUCUCACUCCAGUUAUUGUUUUUCUUCUCAUUAGUUAUUAAGUUGUUAUUCACUUUUCAUAAUUGGUUAAUUAACUAAUUAAUUAUUUAAUUGAUUGUUUGUUAGCUUUCAGGGUGGUCUAGCAAUAUUCUUAUCAUUUUUAAGAUUUUAGUUAGAUCCUCUCAGGUUUGAAUGUAGCUGCGGUUGUCGUUAUAUCAAUAUAUAUAUAUGUGUGUGUGUGCAUACAUACACAAUUGUUAGGAAAUCCUUUUUUUGUACUUUAAAUUUUCGUGAAACAGCAUUGACAAUAAUGAUUUUUUUCUAAUUGUGUGAAUAUUACUUAAAACUUAAAAAUGGAACAAAAAUUUGACGCUUAUCUUUAUUAUCUGUUACAUAAUAUAACAAUAAAAUUGUUCAUCAGCAAUGUCAAUGUUACUAUAGCUCCUCACUUUUCAAUAAAUCAUAAAUGAGUAAUGCUAAGCCAUUUCAGAAAAUAUCAUCAACAGUAAUAGAAACACAUAGCAACUACAGCAUUAAUUACAUGAUACUAUCAAUAAUAUUUUAAUGUAAUAGAUUAUAUCCUAAUCCUUUAUGAUACUAACUAUAAUAUUUUAAUAUAAUAGAUUAUAUUCUAAUCUUAUUUAUUUAAAAAAUUGAAUUUGUGAAUGUAAUAAUUAGGAGGCAAAGAAAAAUUGAUUGAUGUGAAGCAUUCUAUUAAAACAUUUUUAGCAAUGUCCAUAUUUAUUAUUAUAAAUUAUAUAUUAUUUAUUUAUAAAUUUGUUAUUAAUAAUUAUUAUUAUAAUAAAUUAAUUUGUUUAUUUAUAAAUUUUCAUUUAUUGGCCUGGUCCA